This is a messenger RNA of Schizosaccharomyces japonicus yFS275, 1364 nucleotides long. Its product is annotated as Swi5 protein. The coding region runs from base 145 to 411 and encodes 88 amino acids. The transcript is spliced from 3 exons. The record is from RefSeq and is a predicted model, not a curated record. Gene Ontology annotation, molecular function: identical protein binding; ATPase activator activity. Gene Ontology annotation, cellular component: nucleus; Swi5-Sfr1 complex; nuclear chromosome. Lineage: Eukaryota; Fungi; Ascomycota; Schizosaccharomycetes; Schizosaccharomycetales; Schizosaccharomycetaceae. Gene Ontology annotation, biological process: meiotic DNA recombinase assembly involved in reciprocal meiotic recombination; meiotic strand invasion; gene conversion at mating-type locus.
UCCGAUAGCAUGACGUAAGCAGACGCGUGCACGUAUGAGGAGGGAAUCACUUGUCGCGUCAAUUCUACCUAGAACCAACAAUUACAACAACCGUACCGUAGACAAUUGUACUGAGAAAACGUCAAGGUGCUGCGGAUUUAUUGCAUGAAAAAGAUGGAGAAAUCCAAAUUAGAAGCUCGUGUGAAGUCCUUAGAAGAGCAGAAAGUUCAAUUGGAAAAGCAGCUUGUUGAAGCAAAAGCAAAAUUAAGAGACCCUGACGCGCAUAAAACAGUAAGAAGACAUAUUGAACUGCUUCAUACAUACAACGAAAUUCGGGACGUUGCUCUAGGAAUGAUUGGAAAGGUUGCAGAGCAAGAAAAAUGUACAAGUAUGGAGUUGCUAGACCGUUUCGGAGUGAAAGGAUGUGAAUGAAAGAGCUCCCCAUGUGUCUUUGAAGCAACAAAGGUUACUAUCAAUCCAAAGUGGCAAGUGUUUUUUCGAGAGAUUGGACUUCAUUCACGGAAGCAUCAAACGGCAAUCGCUGUAAUUCGCGCUCCCAGAACCCAAUUUGUCGCUCAGUCGGGCUAAGAACAGUUUGUAACCGCUUGUCAAAGUACGAAAGCCGAUCAUCCAACACACUGGAGUCAAGCUUUAUGGACUCUGUGGGUUGAGACUCAAUUGCUUUUUGUAAGAUGGGGAGUUGGUCCAUCAGAAAAUCAGUGGAGUCCGGUAACGUUACCUUCUGUGAUCGGAAUGUUGCAUCUAAUUCUGUUAGGCGCUGUAUGCGUUCACGGAUUUCUGUUUUUCGUUGGCGAAUCGCUUGAAGUUGAGCUUGCAAACGAUUGCGUUUUCGUAAACGGUCUGUCAGAGUAUUCUUCACUUGUACAAUUUUCUGGUCAAGUUGAGUGUUCUGUACUUGUGUAACGGUAUAGUCGACAUCUUGGCCUUGCAUUCGAAAAUGUCCCGUCAGUUCUUGUGGGAUCAUAAAAAUAUUUCUUAAUGCAAACAGCUCAAAACGAUCAUAGUAUCUGUCUACGAUAUUCUCAAACAGAAUUUCAAAUUUGUGGAGUCCUUCCUCGAUUUCAGUAGCACUUGUUGUUCCCGAUGGUAAACUUGAGAAAAAACGGUCUACAGCAUUCACUGCCUUGUACAGCAACUGAUUUGUGAUGUUAAUGACGUCGUCUAUGAACGACAAUGGUGUGAAUUCAAGUAACUGAACCAACAUACUUGGUAUCGUCUUUUGCAGCGCUUGCUACUUCGUGAGCGGUACCAAAGACAAAUUUGAACGAAUUCGCACCAAUGGAAAAAGAAAGGAUCCGGGUGGUUUGAUUUGCUAGAAUGAAUUUAUUUACUCACCAAAGAUAGAUAAAGGAUGUGAUUAAUUU